GCGAUGACGUCACGCCUGCGUCAGCCCACUCUCGGCCGAAAAUGCUAAAGUGUGCGAGAUCCGCCUGCGCUGUGAAGAUCUGCUAUAGUAAGGCUCUUUGCCAGGCGCUCCGAGUCUGUUUCCCUCGGCCCUCGCUUCUCUGCACGGACCCGACGGUCACAAGCAUGGAUCUGAGCAAUAUGAGAAAGAGUUACAAAGGGGACGCGGAGGCCUUCGAAGAGAACCAGCUGGUGUCCCUCGACCCCAUCCUGCAGUUCGGGGACUGGUUCGAGCAGGCAACCAAGUGCCCUGCUAUUGGCGAAGCCAACGCCAUGUGCCUAGCAACGUGUUCGAAGGAUGGCCGCCCGUCCGCCCGCAUGGUGCUGCUGAAGGGCUACAGCCAGGAGGGCUUCCGCUUCUUCACCAACUACGAGAGCCGCAAGGGAGCCGAGCUGGAUAGCAAUCCAUUUGCAGCUCUUGUGUUUUACUGGGAGCCCUUAAACAGACAGGUGCGGAUCGAGGGCCCGGUGGACCGGAUUCCCAGGGAGAGCUCCGAGGAAUACUUCCACUCCCGGCCCAAGAGCAGCCAGAUCGGAGCUGUGGUGAGCCGGCAGAGCUCCGUCAUCCCGAGCCGAGAGUACUUGAGGCAGAAAAACGCAGAGCUGGAGGAGAAAUAUCAGGGUGAAGAGGUACCAAUGCCAGACUACUGGGGUGGCUAUAUCCUCAGGCCUAAGGUCAUGGAGUUCUGGCAGGGUCAGACCAACCGCCUGCACGACCGCAUCGUCUUCCUGCAGCCGGCGGAGGGAGACGCCGUCGAUGGCGUGAUGCAACACAGAGGGGAAGGCGGAUGGAUAUACCAGAGGCUGUCCCCUUGAGGGAGAGAUGGGGGAGGCCGGGACUUCUUGCAGGAUGCUAGGAAUUUAAAAAAAGAGCGAGAGAUGCAAGAGAGACUCCUGUCAGCGGUUCAGAUGAGCCGAAUCCCCCCCAUGUGUUCUGUGUAGUUUGUUUUAAUCAGUGACUUCGGAGCUCCUCCUAUGUGUUUGAUGAGAAUCGUGGCCCUGGUGUGUGAAAAAAGAAAAAUGAAUAUCCCUUCGGGAUGUUUUAUCAACAAGCUGAACGAGGGGCUGGAUUCAGACAAGGAAGUGUUGGAUAAUGAACAUCUGAGAGUACAAAGAGCCUGACCAGGAAGUACCAGAGAUCUUUUAGCUGGACUGCACAGCGUCUAUCUGCCCAGCCCAGUCCCUCCAUCAGCAGAGACGGGACUUUUGGUUGGCACCUAGUUCCUGAAAUGCCAUGCAUGAAUUUGUAAAUAAAUAUUAUUAAUACUAUAAUUUUAUAGUUAGACUGUGCCAAUUUAUCAACAAUACCUCUCUUAAGUAUGGUGGAUGUUUGCUCACCCUGGAAGUGGCACUAAUGAUGUCUAGGUGUGUUAAAGGUGGGUGAAGGGUGCUGUAAUGUAAGCCCUCCGGUGAAUUGUGGGAAGUGGGUAUGCUUCUGUGCUCAGCUGUGUGCUAGGAAAGACCAUACUGCACUUCCUUCCUGUCCAGCUGAAGGCUUUACUACAGGGGUGUCCGGUCCUGCUCCUGGAGGGCUGGUCAUUGUCUCUGCGGUUUCUCUUGUUCUCUUUAAAGCAGCAGCAUCUGCAGAGCUGGGAAAAGUUGUUACUGGCUUCACUGGAGCAUUUUAACCAGCUGAUUUACCUCACUUAGUGCUGAGCUGGCUUGAAAACCUGCAGACACUAGCCCUCCAGAACCAGGAAUGGACAGUCCUGUAGAUGCACUGGCCCCCAGGAUCAGGACUGGACAUCCCUGCAGACACACUGACCCUCAGGACCAGGACUGGACAAUUUUGCAGUGAAGCCUUCAGUUAGGUAGUGAAGAAGUAGUAGUACUGUCUCUCAACCACCUCUGCCACACAUCACAGCUGUUGUUGCUCAUGAUGGUCUUUUAAACCCUCUGCUUUUUUCUUGUCUUGCUGUGACGGGGUCCCUAUGACAUUACCUACAAGUGGAAUGUGUGCUUUGUGCAGAAGCUCAAGUGUGCCAUAUUGUAUUCCAUUUGUACUAAUUUCUGUGAGUCAUGUUGGAGGUGAUAUGACCCCUUUGGGGUAUAGAGAUGCCCCUGGCAUCUUCUGGCUUCUGCCCCAGCAGCUCUGACGGCUCUCUCACACCGUCCUCUCCUGGUGCUCGUGAACUGUCACAUCAGUCCUGCCCAUCUCUUGUUCAAGCCUGAAAGAGCUUGCUGGAAGAGGAGUGUCCAGUGCUUUGUCAUCAAGCCUCAGAAGAAGGCUUGCCUCAUGAUUGUCUAGCCCAAGGUCAUUCAGGGUCUGGUCCUAGAUGGCUGGUCAGUGUGUCUGUAGGUGUUCUAUCCUCUUUAAAGCAGCAGCACCUGAAGAGCUCGGGGAGGCUGAUAAACAGGUCCAAUUAAGCCACUAAUGAACUGAUUGAGGUCGUUCGUUCUAGCCUAGUGUGAAUAUUCUUCUGAAUAACUCCCUAACAGGAGGUUUGAGCUAAAUAAGCUAUCAUGAAGGUGAAAAUACAAAUUAACUCCAUGGCUGGGGGGAGUGAAUUGAUAUGUGGUGCUGUUUUUUCCCCUCUCUAUCUUAAAAUCAUUUGCCAGCUCUGUAAUGUUUAUUUUUUAGCAGAAAAUGCGUUUUCUUGGUCAGUCAGUUAAAAAAAAAAGUUUGGCCAACUUUCAAACAAGCAAACCCAACUGCCAAGGUCAUUCAGUGUAAUAACAAAACUCUCUAACAGUAAAGGAGUUACUCUAAUAAAAGUCAAACCUUUCCAGUGUAA
Molecule: messenger RNA, 2773 nt
Organism: Lepisosteus oculatus (spotted gar)
Lineage: Eukaryota; Metazoa; Chordata; Actinopteri; Semionotiformes; Lepisosteidae
Gene: pnpo
Product: pyridoxamine 5'-phosphate oxidase
Biological process (GO): pyridoxine biosynthetic process; pyridoxal 5'-phosphate biosynthetic process
Molecular function (GO): FMN binding; pyridoxamine phosphate oxidase activity
Source: RefSeq, a predicted model, not a curated record